Molecule: messenger RNA, 3121 nt
Organism: Phodopus roborovskii (desert hamster)
Lineage: Eukaryota; Metazoa; Chordata; Mammalia; Rodentia; Cricetidae
Gene: Nr3c1
Product: nuclear receptor subfamily 3 group C member 1
Exons: 9
Coding region: 282-2609 (775 amino acids)
Biological process (GO): regulation of DNA-templated transcription; nuclear receptor-mediated glucocorticoid signaling pathway
Cellular component (GO): nucleus
Molecular function (GO): steroid binding; nuclear glucocorticoid receptor activity; zinc ion binding
Source: RefSeq, a predicted model, not a curated record
GGAACGAGACGCCGCAGCCCGGCGGCGCGGCGCCGGGACGGGGGACGCGCGCGGGAGACGGGAGCGGCGCGGGGCACGGCUUGUCAGCCGGGGACGGGCGACUUUCCGCGCUAGGGGGCUCUCCCCUCCCCCAUGGAGAAGAGGGGGCGACUGUUGACUUCCUUCUCCGUGACACGCGCGCCUCCCGCGUCCGCACGCCGACUUGUUUAUCUGGCUGCGGUGGGAGCCGCGGACGGGCGGGCGAGCGAGCGAGCGCGCGGGUGCCGAGUUAAUAUUUGCCAAUGGACUCCAAAGAAUCCUUAGCUCCCCCUGGUAGAGAAGUCCCCAGCAAUUUGCUUGUCCCUGAGAGGGGAAACUUGAUGGACUUUCAUAAAAGCCUGAGGGGAGGAGCUACCGUGAAGCUCCCUGCAUCUUCAUCCUCACUGGCUGCUGUUUCUCAGACAGAUUCCAAGCAGCAGAGGCUUCUCCUUGAUUUUCCAAAAGGCUCAACAAACAAUGCACAGCAGCCAGAUUUGUCCAAAGCUGUGUCACUUUCCAUGGGACUGUAUAUGGGAGAGACAGAAACAAAAGUGAUGGGAAAUGACUUGGGAUACCCACAGCAGGGCCAAGUUAGCCUUUCCUCUGGGGAGACAGACUUUCGGCUUCUGGAAGAAAGUAUUGAAAACCUCAACAGGUCAACCAGUGUUCCAGAGAACCCCAAGAGUUCAGCAUCUGCUGCUGGGUGUGCUACCCCUACAGAGAAGGAGUUUCCCAAAACUCACUCAGAUGCAUCUUCAGAACAGCAAAGUCUAAAAGGCCAGACUGGCACCAACGGUGGCAAUGUGAAAUUGUAUACCACAGACCAAAGCACCUUUGACAUCUUGCAGGAUUUGGAGUUUUCUGCUGGGUCCCCAGGUAAAGAGACAAAUGCAAGUCCUUGGAGGUCAGACCUGUUGAUAGAUGAAAACCUGUUGUCUCCUUUGGCAGGAGAUGAGGAUCCAUUCCUUUUGGAAGGGGAUGCAAAUGAGGACUGUAAGCCUUUUAUUUUACAGGACACUAAACCUAAAAUUAAGGAUACUGGAGAUCCCAUCUUACCAAGCCCCAGCAGUGUGACGAUGCCCCAGGUGAAAACAGAAAAAGACGAUUUCAUUGAACUUUGCACCCCCGGGGUAAUUAAGCAAGAGAAACUGGGCCCAGUUUAUUGUCAGGCAGGCUUUUCUGGGACGAAUAUAAUUGGUAAUAAAAUGUCUGCCAUCUCUGUUCAUGGUGUGAGUACCUCUGGAGGACAGAUGUACCACUAUGACAUGAACGCAGCGGCCCUUUCCGAAGAACAGGAUCAGAAGCCUGUUUUUAAUGUCAUUCCACCAAUUCCUGUUGGUUCUGAAAACUGGAAUAGGUGCCAAGGGUCUGGAGAGGAUAACCUGGCUUCCUUGGGGACUAUGAACUUCCCAGGCCGAUCGGUGUUUUCGAAUGGCUAUUCCAGCCCUGGAAUGAGACCAGAUGUAAGCUCUCCUCCAUCUAGCUCCUCAACCACAACAGGACCACCUCCCAAACUCUGCCUGGUGUGCUCCGAUGAAGCUUCAGGAUGUCAUUAUGGGGUGUUAACAUGUGGGAGCUGUAAAGUAUUCUUCAAAAGAGCAGUGGAAGGUAGACAGCACAAUUAUCUUUGUGCUGGAAGAAAUGACUGUAUCAUUGAUAAAAUUAGAAGAAAAAACUGCCCAGCAUGCCGCUAUCGAAAAUGUCUUCAAGCUGGAAUGAAUCUCGAAGCUCGAAAAACAAAGAAAAAGAUAAAAGGGAUUCAGCAAGCCACUACAGGAGUCUCACAAGACACUUCUGAAAAUCCUAACAAAACAAUAGUUCCUGCAACAUUACCACAACUUACCCCUACCCUGGUAUCACUGCUGGAGGUCAUUGAACCUGAGGUGUUAUAUGCAGGAUAUGACAGCUCUAUUCCAGACUCAGCUUGGAGAAUCAUGACCACACUCAACAUGUUAGGUGGGCGCCAGGUGAUUGCAGCAGUGAAAUGGGCAAAGGCAAUACCAGGAUUCAGGAACUUACACUUGGAUGACCAAAUGACUCUCCUGCAGUACUCAUGGAUGUUUCUCAUGGCAUUUGCCCUGGGUUGGAGAUCAUACAGACAAGCAAGUGCAAACCUGCUGUGUUUUGCUCCUGAUCUGAUUAUUAAUGAGCAGAGAAUGGCUCUUCCUUGCAUGUAUGACCAAUGUAAACACAUGCUGUUUAUCUCCUCUGAGUUACAAAGAUUGCAGGUAUCCUAUGAAGAGUAUCUCUGUAUGAAAACCUUACUGCUUCUCUCUUCAGUUCCUAAGGAAGGUCUGAAGAGCCAAGAGUUAUUUGAUGAGAUUCGAAUGACCUAUAUCAAAGAACUAGGAAAAGCCAUUGUCAAAAGGGAAGGAAACUCCAGUCAGAACUGGCAGCGGUUUUAUCAACUGACAAAACUGUUGGACUCCAUGCAUGAUGUGGUUGAAAACCUCCUUUCCUACUGCUUCCAAACAUUUUUGGAUAAGACCAUGAGUAUUGAAUUCCCAGAGAUGUUAGCUGAAAUCAUCACUAAUCAGAUACCAAAAUAUUCAAAUGGAAAUAUCAAAAAGCUUCUGUUUCAUCAAAAAUGACUGCCUUACUAAGAAAGGUUGCCUUAAAGAAAGUUGCAUUUAUAGCUUUUACUGUACAAACUUAUCAAUUUGUCUUGUAGAUGUUUCCUUGUUCUUUUUGUUUUUGUCUUGUUUUGUUUUAAAUACGCACUACAUGUGGUUUAUAGAGGGCCAAGACUUGGCAGUUGAGUCAUCACUUUUAAGUGAUGGGGAAGCAGACAGUGAAGUGUAUUGGUUGGCUGUCACAGAAACUGAAAAGUUACAGGCAGGUAUCUCCACUAUCGGUGAAGGACUGCACCCAAACCACCAGUGCCCAAAGUCCCUGUAAUCAGCUUUCUGCUCAUAUUUUCAGUUGGCUGGAUAAAACUUCUAGACUUUCUGUUGGUGUAUUUUCCCAUGUAGAGUUAGGAUAGCAUUUUUGAUUUAUGCAUGGAAACCUGAAAAAAGUUUACAAGUGUAUAUCAGAAAAGGGAAGUUGUGCCUUUUAUAGCAAUUACUGUCUGGUUUUAACAAUUUCCUUUAUAUUCAGUGAA